CACAUUGAAACAUCCAAGCCUAGCUAGCUAUUUUCAUCAGCAAUGUUCUAAAAGCUAUAGCCUCACAAUGAAUGAAUCCUCUUCAUGAUCACCCUAUCUUGUUUGAUCAUGGAGGCAAAGAUGAUGUAUGAGACCAUUUUCGCCAGAAGCUUUAGUCGGUAUGAGCAGAAAAAAUUGGGAUAUGGCGCGUUUGCUGUUUGCUUGAUCACCACUUUCACCAUUUUCACUGUGUUUAAGCCUUACUUGGGUCCUCUACCAGUGUUGAAUUUACGGUUGUCAACGGGGGGUUUCAAGAUGCUAAUGGUGGAGGAUACGACCAGUACCCAGCAAAUAGAGAUUAGAAGAAAGGAAAUGGAGGCUUUAGUAUGCAAUAUUGAACCCAGGUCAGAUUUUUGUGUGAUCAGUGGGGAUGUUAGGGUUCAUGGGAACUCAUCCACCGUUUUUAUUGCUUCAUCAGCUCCAGUGGACAUCUUGCCUGAGAAUGGUUCAUGGAGCAUAAGACCUUAUGCUCGGAAAGGAGACGCAAGAGCAAUGAAGCACAUUAAGAACUUCACAGUGAAAAUGACAACGGGUCGUCAACAUCUCCCACAUUGCACUCAAAACCACACUGUUCCAGCCAUCCUUUUCUCCCUCGGAGGAUAUUCUGGAAACCAUUUUCAUGCCUUUAGUGACGUCCUGAUCCCACUGUAUUUGACUUCCAGACAGUUCAAUGGAGAAGUACAGUUUCUUGUGACUUCAAAAUCGUUAUGGUGGAUCGCAAAAUUCAGAAUACUACUUCAAGAGUUGUCCCGAUAUCCCAUCAUUGACAUUGAUAGAGAAGAAGGAAUCCAUUGCUUCUCCAGCGCCAUCAUCGGCCUUAAGUGUCACAAAGAGCUGGACAUCGACCCUUCAAAGUCUCCAUACUCCAUGAAAGACUUCAGGGAGUUCUUGAGAAGCUCAUACUCACUGAAGAGAGCUACAGCAAUCAAAGUAAGAGACGGUACUGACACCAAAAAACCACGGCUUCUGAUCAUUGCAAGAAAGAAGUCACGUUCAUUUACAAAUGAUGGCAAAAUCGCUGAAAUGGCCAGAAGCUUGGGGUAUGAAGUAAUUGUUGCAGAGCCAAAUGGGACAGAAAUAUCAAGAUUCGCAGAACUGGUGAAUUCUUGCGAUGUACUGAUGGGAGUUCAUGGAGCUGGGCUUACAAACAUCGUCUUCCUCCCUGAAAAUGCAGUCCUGAUCCAAGUAGUUCCCUUGGGUGGGCUGGAAUGGGUGGCUAGAUAUGACUUUGGAUUGCCGGCAGUGGACAUGAAGAUAAGGUAUAUAGAGUAUCAGAUAAAGGAAGAAGAGAGCAGCCUGAUAGAGAAAUACCCACAUGAGCAUGCAGUUCUAAGAGAACCCCAUUCAAUUACAAAGCUGGGAUGGCUAGAGCUUAAGGCAGUAUACCUGGACAAACAGAAUGUAAAGCUUGAUUUGAAUAGGUUUAGGAACACCUUGUUGCAAGCCCUUCAGCUUCUGCAUUAGCGUAUCUGUUUAUUUGAUUGUUUCCUUCCUGUUUAUCUUUUGCAUUUUUUAAAUCAAUAAUUAAUAGUUGAUUAGUUUUCA
Vitis vinifera (wine grape) is the source of this 1584-nucleotide messenger RNA. RefSeq names its product alpha-1,3-arabinosyltransferase XAT3. NCBI's taxonomy places the organism in Eukaryota, Viridiplantae, Streptophyta, Magnoliopsida, Vitales, Vitaceae. Gene Ontology annotation, molecular function: glycosyltransferase activity. The coding region runs from base 85 to 1503 and encodes 472 amino acids. The transcript has 3 exons. The record is from RefSeq and is a predicted model, not a curated record.